Molecule: messenger RNA, 4270 nt
Organism: Chanos chanos (milkfish)
Lineage: Eukaryota; Metazoa; Chordata; Actinopteri; Gonorynchiformes; Chanidae
Gene: usp7
Product: ubiquitin specific peptidase 7 (herpes virus-associated)
Exons: 31
Coding region: 796-4128 (1110 amino acids)
Biological process (GO): protein deubiquitination; regulation of protein stability
Cellular component (GO): cytosol; nucleus
Molecular function (GO): protein binding; cysteine-type deubiquitinase activity
Source: RefSeq, a predicted model, not a curated record
GGCUCUGGCCGUGACCGGGCAAAAUAUUUUACAUUGAAACACAUUUUCAAUGCGACUGCUCGCUGAAUUUAGAUAUUAGACUUGCACACAGAUUUAAUGUGUGGUUACAUCGAGGUUAAGGGGGCGCAUCUCUAUCACUUUAAACUUCUGAAUUAGUACGUUUUCAAAUUAGAAUCUGGUUUGAAUGGAUAGCUUUUUUCUCCGCUCCCCCCCAGAAGAGGGACUAUCGGAGGAGCAUACGGACUGGAAAUAUUGCAAGGAAAGUUGUAUUUAAAUUUGUACUGGAGGCGUAUGCGCUGCAGUAUCUCUUGUUCUGUCACUUUUGCUAGCUCAGCUACCUAGCAGCAGCUAGCUAUAAACAGGGUAUUUGUUUUCCCGGCUGCAGGUUGUUGUGAGUUGAAUUUCUCUCACUUCGUCUCCUGCCCCAUAUUUCUUGGGGUAAAGUCGGACUUAAUUUAUCGGGCCUCCUGGUAUUGGAGCCCAGUUAUCCACCACCGUUAGUAUUAGUAUCCCCAUCAAGGCGCCGAGAUUGGGCGAAUAGCGAGUAAAUACGUCCGCGUUUCUCUGCCUGCUCCCCCACCGGCCUCCCUUCCACAAUCCCCGGCGCUGACAGCAGAAAAGGCCGAGGUCGUCUUAGUACAGGCCCAGCCGCCAAGGCUCGACCUGUUUACCCCACCUCCGCAUCCUCCGACACCCCACCAACUACCCCGGACCCUUCUCCCCUCGGAUCCGACACUAGAUAAGGUAGAGGGGAACAAAGACAACAGGCUUCAUCACAUCACGACCGCUGCCAACAUGAACCACCAUCACACUCAGCAACAGCAGCAGAAAGCCGGCGAGCAACAGCUUAGCGAACCCGAGGACAUGGAGAUGGAGGCUGGGGACACAGAUGAUCCCCCAAGAAUCCCUCCAAACCCUGUCAUCAACGGGAACGUGGCUAUGGCAGAUGGGCACAACAAUACAGAGGAAGACAUGGAGGAUGACACUAGCUGGCGCUCAGAGGCCACUUUCAGGUUUGUGGUGGAGCGUUUCAGUCGGCUGAGUGAGUCUGUGCUGAGCCCGUCCUGCUUCGUUCGGAACCUGCCCUGGAAGAUUAUGGUAAUGCCCCGCUUCUACCCCGACAGACCUCAUCAGAAGAGCGUGGGCUUCUUCCUGCAGUGCAACGCAGAGUCUGAUUCUACGUCCUGGUCAUGCCACGCUCAGGCCAUGCUCAAAAUCAUCAACUACAAAGACGACGAGAAGUCCUUCAGCCGGCGCAUUAGCCAUCUGUUUUUCCACAAAGAGAACGACUGGGGCUUCUCAAACUUCAUGUCGUGGAGCGAUGUGACUGAUCCAGAGAGAGGCUUUAUAGAAGAUGAUAAGGUCACCUUCGAGGUUUAUGUCCAGGCCGACGCCCCUCACGGAGUGGCGUGGGAUUCGAAGAAGCAUACUGGUUAUGUGGGACUGAAAAACCAAGGAGCCACUUGUUACAUGAACAGUUUACUACAGACACUCUUCUUCACAAACCAGCUACGGAGGGCCGUGUAUAUGAUGCCCACUGAGGGUGAUGACUCCUCAAAAAGUGUUCCCCUAGCCCUGCAGAGGGUUUUCUAUGAGCUCCAACACAGUGAUAAGCCUGUGGGCACAAAGAAGCUCACUAAGUCUUUUGGUUGGGAGACUCUGGACAGUUUCAUGCAGCAUGACGUACAGGAAUUGUGCAGAGUGCUGUUGGACAACGUGGAGAAUAAGAUGAAGGGAACUUGUGUGGAAGGCACUAUUCCAAAGCUCUUUAGAGGAAAGAUGGUGUCCUAUAUACAGUGUAAGCAUGUGGACUAUAGAUCUGAGCGGAUAGAAGAUUACUACGACAUUCAGCUCAGUAUAAAAGGAAAGAAAAACAUCUUUGAGUCUUUUAAGGACUAUGUGGCGGUGGAGCAGCUGGACGGGGAUAACAAGUAUGAUGCAGGGGAACAUGGCCUACAGGAAGCUGAGAAGGGGGUGAAGUUCCUAACUUUCCCGCCCAUCCUACACUUGCAGCUGAUGAGAUUCAUGUACGACCCACAGACCGACCAAAACAUCAAGAUCAACGACAGGUUUGAGUUCCCAGAGCAGUUACCUCUGGAUGAGUUCCUACAGAAACCUGACGCUAAAGACCCAGCCAAUUACAUCCUCCAUGCCGUUCUGGUUCACAGCGGGGACAACCACGGUGGCCACUACGUGGUCUAUCUGAACCCGAAAGGAGACGGCAAAGUGAGUGUCACGCAGCCAAUAUGGUGCAAGUUUGAUGAUGACGUCGUUUCUCGUUGCACCAAAGAAGAGGCCAUUGAACACAACUACGGCGGCCAUGACGACGACCUGUCCGUGCGCCACUGCACAAACGCAUACAUGCUGGUUUAUAUCAGAGAGUCCAAACUGAGUGAAGUGUUGCAGCCAGUCACAGACAUGGACAUACCACAGCAGCUGGUGGAGCGGCUGCAGGAGGAGAAGAGGGUGGAGGCUCAGAAACGGAAGGAGCGCCAGGAGGCCCACCUCUACAUGCAAGUGCAGAUGGUGACGGAGGACCAGUUCUGUGGCCACCAGGGUAAUGACAUGUACGACGAAGAGAAAGUGAAAUACACAGUGUUUAAAGUCCUGAAGAGUUCCACCCUGGCUGAGUUUGUGCAGAACCUCUCACAGACCAUGGGUUUCCCACAGGACCAGAUGAGGCUGUGGCCGAUGCAGGCCAGAAGCAACGGCACGAAAAGGCCAGCCAUGCUGGACUACGAGGCUGAUUCCAAUAAGUCUAUGAUUGACUUAAGUGACAACGAGAAUCCCUGGACAAUAUUUCUGGAAACGGUGGAUCCAGAGAUGGCGGCCAGCGGUGCAACGUUACCCAAGUUCGACAAAGACCAUGACGUCAUGUUGUUCUUGAAGAUGUAUGAUCCAAAAACCAGAAACUUAAAUUAUUGCGGACAUAUCUACACGCCUAUAUCCUGUAAAAUACGAGACUUGCUGCCCGUUAUGUGUGAGAGAGCAGGGUUUCAGCAGGGAACUAGCCUUAUCCUCUAUGAGGAAGUUAAACCGAAUUUAACAGAGCGGAUACAAGACUAUGACGUCUCCCUGGACAAAGCUCUGGAUGAGCUUAUGGAUGGAGACAUUAUUGUGUUUCAGAAGGACGACCCUGAAAACGACACCAGUGAGCUGCCAACUGCAAAGGACUACUUCAGAGACCUGUACCAUCGCGUCGACGUCAUCUUCUGUGACAAAACCAUUCACAACGACCCAGGCUUCGUUGUCACACUCUCAAACCGAAUGAACUACUUCCAGGUGGCAAAGACUGUAGCUCAGAGGCUAAACACUGACCCCAUGCUCCUACAGUUCUUCAAGUCCCAGGGAUACAGAGAUGGCCCAGGUAACCCUCUCAGGCAUAACUAUGAAGGCACUCUCAGAGACCUGCUCCAGUUCUUCAAACCCCGACAGCCCAAAAAGCUCUACUACCAGCAGCUGAAGAUGAAGAUUACAGACUUUGAGAACAGGAGGAGUUUCAAGUCCAUAUGGCUCAACAGCCAGUUUCGUGAGGAGGAGAUCACACUAUACCCCGACAAACAUGGCUGUGUCCGAGACCUGUUGGAGGAAUGUAAAAAAGCCGUUGAACUUUCUGACAAAGGCUCAGAGAAGCUCAGGCUCUUAGAAAUUGUAAGCUACAAAAUAAUUGGCGUUCACCAGGAGGAUGAAUUACUAGAAUGUCUGUCUCCAGCCGCCAGUCGAACGUUCAGAAUAGAGGAAAUUCCUCUGGACCAGGUCGACCUGGACAAAGAGAAUGAGAUGUUGAUUCCAGUUGCACAUUUCCACAAGGAAGUCUUCGGAACCUUUGGGAUUCCAUUUUUGCUGAAGAUUCGUCAGGGGGAGCCUUUCAGGGAGGUGAUGAGGAGGAUCCAGACGAUGCUUGACAUCCAAGAAAAAGAGUUUGAGAAGUUUAAAUUUGCUAUUGUUAUGAUGGGGCGCCAACAGUACAUUAACGAAGAGGAGUAUGAAGUGAAUCUGAAAGACUUUGAGCCACAGCCAGGAAACAUGUCACACCCGAGGCCUUGGUUGGGACUCGACCACUUCAACAAAGCUCCAAAGAGAGGCCGUUACACGUACCUGGAAAAAGCGAUCAAGAUCCACAACUGACGAGCUCCAACCCCAAGUGAUCAUCCUGCAGUCUUUAACCAAACCUCUUGUGUGCACCACUUCUAACACCCGCUGUCUGGGGACACAAGCACCAUGUAUGAAGUUUUCAGCAAAUGGAUUUGCUGCUGAUGCUCCUGUUUUU